Molecule: messenger RNA, 7869 nt
Organism: Dreissena polymorpha
Lineage: Eukaryota; Metazoa; Mollusca; Bivalvia; Myida; Dreissenidae
Exons: 9
Coding region: 106-2157 (683 amino acids)
Biological process (GO): humoral immune response; signal transduction; positive regulation of canonical NF-kappaB signal transduction
Molecular function (GO): protein binding
Source: RefSeq, a predicted model, not a curated record
ACCAUUUCCAAUCUGGUUAGUAGAAAUUUGUCAACAACAGCCUUUGAUGUUUGUAUCAAGAUAUCUGAACGCAAACUAUGAUGACAUCUACGGUUUUGUGCAUAUAUGUGCGUUUCAAUUUUGUUAAUUGAAUUGCGUUGGAUUUGCAAGGCCUUAUUUUCCGGAAAAGCUUUAUGUAAACUGCACAUCAUGAGCUCAGAGUUUGGCGAUCUGAACAUCCCAUUUCGCCAUGUGCGAUAUUCGGUAUUCCGCAAGUUGGCAGAUAAGCUUGAUACAGAGAGCUCGGUGAAUGGAAACAACUGGCGCAUGCUGGCUGAUAGGCUGGGCUACACCACUGAGCAAAUCUGCGUGUUUGAGGUGCAGCAAGCUACCCAUGGGCGAAACACAAUCAAGGUGCUACAGGACUACAGUUGUAGUAAAGCAGAUGCCACUGUUGGAGCUGUAUACAGGGCCCUAAAGGAAAUAGAUAGGCCUGAUGCUCUCAGUGAACUAAAGGCUGCAAUACCUGACAUUAAGAAGGAUUAUGAGGAAAGUCGCCACAAGAAUGGCCGCACCCAUGACGUAACUGAAAAUGAGUACAUGUGCAAAUCUUGCGAGGGCAACCCCUACAUGGGGAGUCCAAUCUCUUCAUAUCACCCAUCCCUCCAUGGGCCUUCUUCAACAGGGGUCGAAAACUACAUGUAUCCCAGCAGCCACCACCAGCAUCAUGUUCUGCACAGUCACAGUAACCACACGGCCAAAAAUUACCAGCGCCACAAAAGCAUGGAACCUCCGUGCAGGGCUCCGCGUCUGCCAGACUACGAUCAGAGCAGCCCAGAAUUCAAACGACAGCGCUCCAUGCCACCAACGGACAGCAUGCUAGUCCGAGGCCAUGACAGCAACUCUCAAUACUACCACAACCAUGAAACAAUGGACCAUUCCCCAUCGAUACGGGAAAACGGUGUUCCACCUGCUCUUGCCAUGCUUCGAGGAAUGGCCCGUUUUAACGACAUUAACGUUAAUCCCGUUAAAUCCAGUAUCCAAAGUGUAAAUGACUCAGUUUUCCGGCAGCCCUUUGCCCAGGGCCAGAUUCACUCUUCUAUUCAGAGUCAUCAUAACCCGCAAGCAAGGCCGCAGUUAAAGCUGGACAUGCCAAAAAUGGCAGAAACAUACAAUCUUCAUCAUAAUGACUUCAUCAGCCCCAGUCCAUCGACUCCAUCAACACCUUUGGAGUAUUUGAAACACCUAGCGCACGAGCGACAUAUACAGCCCACGGAGGACUUCAGGCUGCUGAUGAAGCUGAAACAGGGAGGAGGAGCUGCUACAGUCUACAAGAUCGUCCCAAAACCAUUGCUAGCCACAAGCGGUAAAGCUGGACUUCCAUAUGACCCAUUCCUUAGCCCCAUGAAUGGAGGGUGUAGGGAUCAUAUGUUUGCAGAGGGUCAAGGUUGCUCCAAGCAGAGGUCGCCCAACGGGCCACCCAACACGUUCCCUCUGCGACUGAAAUCAGACACAAGAGUGCUCACAAAGUCUGCAUCGGUUCCAGAAAAUAUUAAACCUGGAGAGUUCGUGAAGAGAGCCUUCAGGCAUAUCAAGGUGUUUGUAACGUAUGCAUCAGACGACACUGUGCACACCAAGCGUGUUCUGAAGCUAUGUGAGUGCCUGGAGAAGAAUGGGUUUCGUUGUUGUGUGGACAUCUUCCAGAGGAAACUGCCUGACGACAAGAAACAAGGCUGGCAUAGAGAGAAAUUUGAAGAGGCCGACUUCAUUCUUGUGGUGAUGUCACCAAGGUACCGUCAUGAGACCGACUCAUGCAACGUUGACAACCAUGCGGAGCACAUUCUGGACAGCGACUCAGAAGACAAUUCUGAGAAGUCCAGCAAACUUCACACCAAAGACAUUUACCGGCUCAUGUACCGGGAGUACAUGCAGAGCGAUCAUCGGCCGCAGCGUUUCGUUCCUCUCGUGUUCCCAGGCAUGACCCAGGACAUCAUUCCCUCGUGGCUCAUUGACUCCAAUAAUAAGCCUUUCUAUUUCUGGCCUGACCAGUACAAGGACUUGUUGUGGAUGCUUACAAAGCCAGAAAACCGGGUACCGGACCAGUCCUUGAAAUCAGAUACGGAGGAAUCGGCGCACCAAGAGUGCGAUGUGGAUGUCGAAGAGGAAGGACCAGAAUAGUUGAUGGAAAGUUAAAUGUAUUGCGAUAGGCUACAUUGGAAGUGUGUAUUUCCUGUUAAAAAUCAUUUAUGCUCAUCCAAAUUUCAAUUAGUUGAACGAAAUUGCAUGUUGGGGGUAUAUAUAGCUGACUUUAUCUUAAAGGGAUUGCAGGUGAUGUUUUGUGGUCAGAUGUUGUCUGUCAUUUUUGCUAACUUGUAAACAAUCAUAAUGAGUGCCAUUUCAGAUUGCUUUAAAUAAAUCAAUUUCAUUUGUUGGCAAAACAAUCAUUGUUGGGAUAUUUGUAAAUAUGAAAAUGUAAUCAUGAUGGUGUUAUGAUGUAUUCAGAUUGACUUUAUGGAGGAAUUGUUAAGUGUUUUUUUUGUCUGGAUCUCAUUGGUGUUCUGAUGGUUAUUGAAUCAUUGUGUUGGAAUUCAACAUGAUUUAUUAUUUUUGAUUGAUAAUUGACUGUUUGUGAUUGGUGAUUGACUCUUAGUGAUUUACAAGCAACUGUAAUUGAUUGUUGGUGAUUGAUGAUUGACUGUUAUUGAUUGAUGAUUGACUGUUAUUGAUUGAUUAUUUGAUUUGGGUGAUUGAUCAUUGACUUUUUGGGAAUUGAUGAUUGACUGUUAUUGAUUUAUAAUCAACGAUUUGGUGAUUGAUAAUUGAUUUUGAUGAUUUAUGGUUUACUGUUAUCGAUUGAUGACUGUCUGUCUGUGAUUGUUGACUGACUGUUGGUGAUUGGCAAUUGGGUAGUUUUGUGCAAAAAAAAAGAAUCAUCUGCUUACAGUAAUGUCCCUAAUUUUGCCAGUGCUGACUCUCCGGCCUAUCAAUGACAUUGCCUCUAUGGUAGUUUUCAUUUUAAAGGAAUCUUUUCUAAACCUAAAUUCAUUGUAGACACAUGCUCAUCUGGGAGAAUAUUUUCUUUAUGCACUGAUGUGAUUCCAAUAGUAUUUUCAAACUGUUCUUAUUGUUUACAUAUAUAUAUUUCAGUUAUUAAAAAUGUAAAAGGUUUAAAGAUGUUUAUUAAGUCAAAUAAUACAAAACAAGGCUUUAAUAAGAUAUAUAGUUUCAUUGAAAUUUGGAUCUUAUGCGCCAUGUGAUGGUUUCUUGAUACAUGCAAUCACUAAAUGUACAGGUUAACUUGCAACAAGUAUCUGUGAAUGUACAAGCUGUUAAAUUGAAACAUGUUACUGUGAAUGUACAAGCUGUUAAAUUGAAACAUGUUACUGUGAAUGUACAAGCUGUUAAAUUGAAACAUGUUACUGUGAAUGUACAAGCUGUUAAAUUGAAACAUGUUACUGUGUGCUCUCAAUUUUUACGUCCCAGUCCACAAAUGUUUUCAAAAAUGAAACUUUGCAGAUUUUUUUUAUGAACAUGAUAUUCAAAGCUUAAAAUCACAUUUGCAAUCGGUAAAACAAAGAUCUGCUUCUUUGAAUGUAAUGUAUAAGUGCAUGCCUUAGCUGGGGUACUUCUGGGGUAAAUCGGCAUGUAUAGAGUGUGUAUACUCAAUGUUUACUUAGAACAGGAUGUUUUCCAUGUAACUCGAGCACUUUUAAAAACAAACAUGCCAGUAAUUAAAUGCAUUUCUUACAAAUGGAAUAGUUUUCACUAAACUUUAUGUAAUUUUUUGUCAGUAAAAUUAAAUGCAUUUCUUACUAUUGGAAUAGUUUUAACGGAACUUUAUGUAAUUUUUGGUCAUUAGAACUGAAGGCACUAUUACUUGUACAAUAUAUUUGAUCAUGUUCCAUGAACUGGGGCUUUUAUUGAUGUGAGCAAAUUGAAAUAAGUGAAUGCUUUGAUGUCAGUUUUUAUGUUUGAUUUUCAAUAAUAAUUAUUGUUGAUAAUAAUGCCAGUGGGAUGUGUUUGAUUAACAGGUUUUUGGUCAGCUACAAUUGUGUGCGCAGUUAAAAUGUGUUUUUUAGGCAAUAUAUUGUGUUCCAAUUUAAUCUUUUGAAUUGUUGAUGUAUUUCAUGUAUUGCUAUUAUCAAUUAUUUUCAGGUUUGUUAUUUUAUACCCUGACAGAAUGGGAGGCAUGAAGCUUUGCACUUGUCAGUCCAAACAUUAGUCCAGAAGUUUUUGUUUUAAACUAAUCUUUAACUGCUUGGUGGAUCUUGCUCACAGUUGAAUGACUCUAACAUGUAGGUGAUUGUAAUGUAAAUAUAACAGAAACUUUGGCUGCAAGGCUUUUUGGCAGAAUUAGGGCACUUUUUUGCCACUGUACAUUAUAUAGUCUGAAGAAAACGUUUUUAACUCCUUUAAAACUAUUGUUUCAAUCUCAAUAAAAACUUUCAUAAUUGAAUGACCGUUAUGUGUAAAUGAUGGUAAAGAAAGGAAUUUUGGCUGACUGAUGGCCCUUUGUCUAUUGGUCUACCAUAGAAUAUGUCGUCUAAUGUGUUAUGGGUGACAUAAGUAUCUGUUCUAGUUUUUAUCUAAUAAUCACCCAUAUGUCAAUAAACAUGUUUCAUAUAAAAUAUUAGGAUGUGUACUGUUCUGGUUAAUAAUUUAUAUCAUUCAUGCCAUGACUUCUGAAGAAUUAAACUUAUUCCUAUUACAUGAUCCAGUAAACUUUUUUUUCCAAAGCAAUGUGCCAUAUAAAUGUAAACAUGGGAUCUGGCUGUUUGCUGUUAUACAGUAAUCUAUAAACAAGGCUUCUUUUCCCAAAACCUGGGACAAAUGUGGAUGUAAGGCCAUGUGGCAAAUAGGACGGUUAUAGGACCGUUAUUUCAAUUUUGUUCAUCUGUAGGUUCAUCCCUCUUUCCAACCCAAAAUUCUGGACCCUGAGAUGACUCAAAAAAGUACUUAACACUUUACCACUUAGAAACAUAUUUUCAUGCAUUUGUAGUCCCUUAGAAAGUUGAAUUUAAUUAAAGACCUUUAUACUUAAUUCAAGUUUUAAAGGCUUCAUUUCCAACCUUUAGUUACUGAUGGGCAGCAAACAGCAUAAAACCUGAACAGACUGUGAGUUACUCGCAGACUGUUCUGGUUUUAUGCUGUUUGCACAUAGCUGUUUUCACUUUGCUUCCAAGUGGGAAAGGGUAAAAAUAGGAGAAUGACAAGUGGUUUGUUGAUACUUGGGCCAUAUUGUUAAUAGGCAUGUUAUUUCAGUUCUUUUGUUAGACCAAAACUGUGGAUCCUAUGGUUGAAGAAACUAUUGAAAACAAAUAUUUAAAUAAUGACAUAAAAAGUACAUAAACUAGGUUUAGAAAUCUAACGGAGAUCAUGUUCCUAUUCCAGCAACAUAAAUGCAGUAAUUUACUGCUGAUUAUUUUUAAUAGGUGAAAUAGAUCUGCUUCUUGCAUUUUUCUUGUUUUAGACAAGUUUGAGGAAUUCAGGCAAGCUAGCAAUAUACGAAUCUUGCCCGAACAGACACACUCCUUUCCAAUAUCUCAGACUGAUAAGCGAUUACAUAUCUGUUGUUGAAACUCAUAUUUGUAAAUAUCAACAUACACUUUUUAUUCAAUUUCUGAACAAGAAACAGUUAUAUUAAACAUAUUUAAUGUAUUUAACAUAAGAAAUAAUGCAGGUUUUGUUGCUAGUUUCCAUCUUUUAUUUUGUUUAUUGUUAGUGUACAAAAAUGUACAACUAUUAAUGUAUAAUCUAAUAUGUGCUAUGCUCAAUGAAUCUAGUCAAAAUGUUAUAUCCAAGUGUUUGUAGUUUGUUGAUGGCUUGAUAUAGAGUAUGUACAGAAAAUAAUAUUGAGUAGAUAUCUUGUGGCACCAUCAAUCACAGUCUAUGUGCCUCCACCCCCCCCCCCCCUUUCUCCAUUGAAGAAGGUGCAUCUAUACACUAUUUGUCGUAUUCAUAGAUGUUUUGUGAUUUUCACCUACCUUGAUUAUACCAGUUUUUGCUGGGCAUAAUAGAAAUUUGUAGGAAAUAUUCCAUAAUGAGCCAAAUUAUCACUUGGUAUUCAGUUAUAGCACUUAAAUAAUCUAUUAUUGUACUUUUAGCUAUUUCUAUUCUGCAAUUCAAACCAAUUUCAUCAGAUCUAAAACAAACAUAAACAUGUUGGCAAAAUUAAGACAAAGUUUAAAUGUAAUUGAGUGUUGUCCCUGAUAGGCCUCUGCAAUAACAAAUAGGCCUACAUGUAUAUCCAUUUCUGAAUGCUCUUCAUUAAGCACAUCUGGGAUGUACAUCUCCAGCCAAACAAUAUGUGACUUGCUCUGGAGAAAUUGGGCUUCAUGCUUCAUUUAAGGGAUGUCACUUUCCACUUUUAUGGAUUUGUUUGUUUAUAGGAAGUCACAUCCAAACGAAAUUUUUGUCCAUGCAGGAAGCAUUGCCCCUGAUUAGCCUGUGCGGACAGCACAAGCUAAUCUGUGACAACACUUUAGGUUCACCUGAGUUGUAUAUCUCAGAUGUACUUAAUCAGAAAUGGUUAUGGGCCUAUAUGUUAUUGUUAUUGCUGUGUCUGCAGUGUGCUUUUUAUUUGUAUUUACCAACAUAUGUUAUUGAAAUUGUUUGGAAAUGUUAAAUUUGCUAUUUUUGUGACUCUUUAUUCGAGUUAUUCCAAUAUGAAACUGAGAAGAUACAUUAUUUGUAAUCUUUUUAUGCCCCCGGUAGGGUGGCAUGUAGCAGUUGAACUGUCCGUAAGUUUGUCUGUGGGUCUCUUCAAAAACUUUAACAUUGGCCAUAACUUUUGCAAUAUUGAAGAUAGCAGCUUGAUAUUUGACAUGCAUAUUUAUCUCAUGGAGCUGCACAUUUUAAGUGGUGAAAGGUUAAUGUCAUCCUUCAAAGUGAAAGGUUAAAAAAAUCCAAGGGAAGUAACAAGCUUGAAAGGGAGAUAAUAAAUAUUAAUCAUUUGGCAGGAACAGAUCAUUAUUACAAGGGAAGUAAUAUUUUUUAAAGGGAUAUAAUGAAAGAUUCAUAAUAACUCAAAGCGGCGCAGUAGGGGGCAUUGUGUUGAUGACAAACACUUCUCUUGUUUUUAAUGUAUUAGUAUUUUACAACAUAGAUACAAUUACAAGCUACACAUAUUUGAAAUUAUUUUUUAUGACAUUGAUAAAAAAUGUUACAAUGGAUGCAAAGACUUUAAUUGCUCUAUAGAUCCAUUUAAAAAAAACACUCUUCCUUUAAGUUAUCGUUUAAAAUAAUCAUAUUGGAAAAUCUUAACUUAGAUUAUUCAACAUCACAGAUUGCAUUUGAUUGCUACAUGUUCUUCGUACAUAUUCAGUACAAAGAGCUAAUGGGUUGAGACUGAAGGAAUUUAUUUAUUUGUUGUUGUUUUUUAAGUUGUCAGAUGCAUAGGGAAAUUUCAGUACUGUGACAUUUAGUUCACUACAACAAAAUGUAAGGGUUUUUAUUGCAUUAUGUAAAAUUAGGGUUUAUAGACAAUUUAUACUUUGUAGAUAUGAAGUCAAGUAGUAAAAGCAAUGUUUUGUAAACAGUAGUGUUUUUCUAAUUUGAUGUUGCAAAAAUUCCUAGGAACAAUCAGUUGUUUCCAAACCUGACAAAAUUAGCGAUUUGAUAACGAGUCGGUGAUAAAAAAAAACACUAAAUGCUUAAUGUAGGUCAUAAAGCAAAGUUUUGUAGAGACUCAUUUCUUUGUGUUUUGAUAAUCAAUAGGGUUUCUUAACAAAUUCAUCUGUUUCCUUAUAUUGCAUGCUUUUACAACCAUCAUAGAUAUUUUGAGAUAAUUGUUGAUGUACAACUGACUGAAUACAUUUAUUUAUUGCAUCAAUGUUCAUUGUUUAUGAUGUAGUCUAGUACAUGUGUAGUCAUUAAAAGUUAUUAAAAUCA